CCAUGCACCUUCCAUUUUCACAAGGGAAGUGAGUUUCUGGAAAAUCCAUUCCUCAUAUAUAUUCAUUUCCAUCUCCAUUGGAAGAAGAAGAAAAAAGAGAACAACUAGUUUAGAAAUUAGAACUGUUAUUGUAUAUGCAGAGGAACAACAUGAUGAAUGCACCCAAGAGUGGGCGUGAUUCUAAGAACAAGAGGUUCCUCCUCCUCGGCGUCUCCUCCAUCCUUCUGGUUGCGAUGGUGGCUGCGGUCGCGGUUGGCGUCAGCCGCGUACCCCCCAAAGGGGAAGAAGGGCACUCUCCGGGGAGCGGCCAAAUCAGCAGCAAUCAGAGGAAUGUAGAUAUGCUCUGCCAAUCAACAGAGUAUAAACAAACCUGCCACAAAAGCCUUAAAAAAGCAUCAAACCAAACCACAGACAUCAAAGAGCUUGUGAAAACCGCGUUCAACACAACAGCAGAGGAAUUGUUAAAGCACAUACACAACUCCACCCUCUACCAUGAGCUAGCAAAAGACAACAUGACAAGACAAGCCAUGGACAUAUGUAACGAGGUCUUAAGCUAUGCUGUUGAUGGAAUUCACAAAUCCAUUGACAAUUUGGACAAAUUUGAAUUCAGCAAGUUGAGUGAAUAUGCUUAUGAUCUCAAGGUUUGGCUCACCGGCACACUUACUCACCAGCAUACAUGUUUGGAUGGGUUUGAGAACACGACGACGGAAGCAGGGAAGACCAUGGCUAAGGCUCUAAACAUGUCUAUGCAGCUGAGUAGCAAUGCAAUUGACAUGGUCAAUGCUGUGUCAACCAUGCUUAAUGAUUUGAACCUGGACGCUCUUGUGGGUAGCAGCAGUAGGAGGUUGCUUUCAGAGGAAGCGCCGUUUGUGGAUGGUUUUCCGUCGUGGGUGAAUGAGGGGCAGAAGCGGCUUCUGCGGGCUGCUGGGCCGGGGAACGUGAAGCCGAACGUGAUUGUGGCACUUGAUGGGAGUGGACAGUUCAAGACGCUUGGGGAGGCUCUUAAGACUGUUCCGCCGAAGAAUGCACAUCCUUUUGUGAUUCAUGUGAAGGCUGGUGUGUAUAAGGAGAUUGUGAAUGUGGGGAUAGAUAUGACACAUGUUACUAUCAUUGGAGAUGGUCCUAAAAAGACUAUAUUUAGUGGUAGCCAAAACUAUGUUGAUGGGGUCCAGACAUAUAACACAGCAACCUUCGGAGUGAAUGCUGCUAACUUCAUGGCAAAGGACAUCGGUUUCGAGAACACAGCAGGAUCAGAAAAGCACCAAGCAGUGGCACUCCGAGUAACAGCAGACCAAGCAGUGUUCCACAACUGCGCAAUGGACGGCUUCCAAGACACCCUCUACGUCCAAUCCCAACGCCAAUUCUACCGCGACUGCACCAUCACCGGCACCAUUGACUUCGUCUUCGGCGACGCCUUCGGAGUCUUCCAGAACUGCAAGCUCAUCGUCCGAAAGCCCUCCGUCGAAUCCCAACAAUGCCUCGUCACCGCCGGCGGAAGAACAAAAGCCGACAGCCCCAGUGCCCUUGUCUUCCAGAGCUGCCACUUCUCCGGCGAGCCUGACGUGGCAAGGUUAAAGACCAAAAUAUCCUUCCUCGGACGACCAUGGAGAGCGUUCUCCAAAGUUGUCAUCAUGGAUUCAAUCAUUGAUGAUGUUUUCUCACCAGAAGGUUACAUGGCAUGGAUGGGAAGUGCUAACAAGAACACAUGUACGUAUCUUGAGUAUAAUAACAAGGGUCCUGGUGCUAACACGAAAGCAAGGGUAAAGUGGCCUGGUGUGAAGACUAUCACUUCUUCUCAAGCAGCUGAUUACUAUCCAGGAAAGUUCUUUGGGCUUGUGAAUUCCACUGAGCGUGAUGCUUGGAUUGUUACCUCUGGGGUGCCUUACUCCCUUGGUCCUAUGGCUGCUAAAAUGUAGGUAGUGUUAGGGUCAAUGAGUGUUCCUAUUUAGUAUGUUGAUGUCCUUAGAGGUCUCUGAUACAAUUGAAUGAUAGGUUAUGUGUGUGUUCUUAUGCAUGUUUGGUUUAGAUAUAUAAGAGUCUUGGAUUGGACUUUUAUGAAUAGGGAAAGUAGUAGAUGUUGGAAAAGCUAUCAUAUUCAUCUAAUGUGACUUUUGAGUAUGACUUAGGCUUUUCAACAAAUUCACCCUUUUAGGGUGUGUUUGUGUAGGUAUUAGUAUAAAUGUAAAAGAACUUAUAUAAUUAAAUUUAGUGUGUAUUCAAAAGUUAAAUGCAACGUGAAUGAACUUUUAUUUCUACUUAUAAAAA
This is a messenger RNA of Lotus japonicus, 2265 nucleotides long. RefSeq names its product pectinesterase/pectinesterase inhibitor. Gene Ontology annotation, molecular function: pectinesterase activity; pectinesterase inhibitor activity. Gene Ontology annotation, biological process: cell wall modification. The transcript is spliced from 3 exons. Bases 135 to 1916 code for a protein of 593 amino acids. Lineage: Eukaryota; Viridiplantae; Streptophyta; Magnoliopsida; Fabales; Fabaceae. The record is from RefSeq and is a predicted model, not a curated record.